Molecule: messenger RNA, 731 nt
Organism: Camelina sativa (false flax)
Lineage: Eukaryota; Viridiplantae; Streptophyta; Magnoliopsida; Brassicales; Brassicaceae
Source: RefSeq, a predicted model, not a curated record
CAAAGAAACCAAAAGAGCGACGAGUAUUAUGAAAUCCUCAAGAAUGAUGGGGCGAGUGAAUUGCAUGGUUUAUGUCGUGGUCUUAAGUGCCAUCGCGGCUACAGUCACAUCAUAUCCUUACUCCUCCCCUCAAACCCCGCAAUACAAUUCACCGGUCCACAAACCACCUCACUCACUUAAAAAGUAUUCCCCAUACUAUUCGGCAUCACCACCAUCUCCACAACAAUACAAAAGACAAGGCCCUAACUAUACGCCACAUCCAAAACCAUAUGUUUACACCUCUCCACCACCACCACUAUAUUAUUUUCCUUCUCCUAAGGUAGCCUACAAGUCUCCACCACCGCCAUACGUCUACAACUCCCCACCACCACCAUAUUACUCUCCUUCACCUAAGGUAGACUACAAAUAUCCACCACCCCCAUACGUAGAAUACAAUUCUCCACCACCUUCACCAUACUAUUCUCCUUCUCCAAAAGCCACCUACAAGUCUCCACCACCACCAUAUGUCUCCAAGACACCUUAUUAUUGAUUUUUAAUUGUUUCAUAACCAACAAGCGUGGUUGCAAUAAUUUCUUCCGAUGAUUUUAUCCCUUUGAAUUUUCUCAUAAUUUCUUUCCAUUUUUUUUGUUAUGCCUUUAUUUAACUAAUAAAAUUCUGUUAGUUUUAAAUGAAUUUUUUUUUAAAUAUUUGUUUGAAUUGGCUAUAAAUUUGUAAUAUGUUCAUUUCGCACA